AUGGCAGAAAUCUCCACCCCGUCGCGGAAGCGCAAAGAGAUGUCUGAUGAUCACAUCGAACCCGCGGUCAAACGUCUGAAACUUCAAGAGUCGAAUGGGAAUGCCGCGAACGGAACAACAGAGAGUCUCGAGCUACAACCACCGACGACGACGACCGAGGUAGCGGAGAUUGACGAGGAGGACGAGUUUGAUGCACCAGCACGAGUCAUAAGGCAGGAGGCUCCACCAGAAGGAUUUGAUGAUCUAUACCUCGAUACCAUCAAUCGCGGCGUGCUGGACUUUGAUUUUGAGAAAUUAUGCUCCGUAUCCCUUUCGAAUAUAAACGUCUACGCGUGCUUAGUAUGUGGGAAAUACUACCAAGGUCGCGGUCCAAAAUCUUACGCCUAUUUUCACGCUCUAGAAGAAGGUCAUCACGUAUACAUCAAUAUGCAAACGCAAAAGGUCUAUGUUCUGCCUGAAGGAUACGAGGUGAAGAAUAAGAGUCUGGACGAUAUUAAGUUCGUUUCCGAUCCACGAUAUACAAAGGAGCAAGUCAUAGCGAUGGAUCGAGAAGCCAAAACAGCUUGGACGCUUGGAGGAAAAGAAUAUACGCCGGGCUUCGUGGGGAUGAACAACAUCAAAGAAAACGACUAUUUCAAUGUGGUAGUUCAAGCACUUUCUCACGUUCCUCCACUACGAAAUUACUUCAUGCAAGAAGAGUUCUCCGCGAAACCCGAGCUGGUAAAGCGGUUAUCGAUAUUGAUCCGCAAGAUCUGGAACCCUCGAGCCUUUAAAUCACACGUCUCGCCGCACGAACUUCUGCAAGAGAUAUCCUUAAGAUCCAACAAGAAAUUCACACUCACAGCACAAUCCGAUCCUGUCGAGUUCCUGUCAUGGUUUUUAAACAAUCUGCAUCUCGCGCUCGGCGGAAGUAAGACGAAACCAGGGAGUAGCAUGAUCCAGCGUUGUUUCCAGGGGAAGCUCAAGGUGGAAUCGCAAGCUAUAACUGCAAAGGCGGACGCUGGAGAUCGGUUAAGAUUCGAAGAGGCAGCAGAAGUUAAGGCAGAUGUCAACCGAUUCAUGCUUCUGACGCUCGAUCUUCCUGCUGCUCCUUUAUUCCAGGACGAAUUGGAAGGAAAUAUCAUUCCUCAAGUCCCACUCACAUCCAUUCUGUCAAAAUACGACGGAUUGAAAGCGCAGGAGCACUUGAAUUACCGCAAACGAUAUCGCUUGCUACAUCCUCUACCACCUUUUUUACUCUUCCACGUCAAACGGUUCAGCACCAAUAAAUUCAUCUCUGAACGAAACCCAACUAUUGUCACAUUCGAUGCCAGAAAUCUAGACAUGUCACCAUAUGUCGAACCAAAUCCACAAUUCCACCAGAUGGGCGAACCGAUAUGGUAUGAUCUCGUAGCCAACAUCGUGCACGAAGCCGUUCGAGGUCGCGAAGAUAGCGUGGAAGGAGAAGCAGAGAAACGCACCUGGAAGUGUCAGGUACGUGGGGCCGGAGAAGAAUGGGUUCAGAUUCAAGAUUUGUUUGUGGAGAAGACACAAAAAGAGCUGUUAUAUCUAGGAGAAAGCUAUCUACAAGUCUGGGAACGGAGGAGACCUGGAAAGGGCAAAGGAAAGGCAGCGAAUGGAAGAUAA
This is a messenger RNA of Glarea lozoyensis ATCC 20868, 1626 nucleotides long. RefSeq names its product Cysteine proteinase. Lineage: Eukaryota; Fungi; Ascomycota; Leotiomycetes; Helotiales; Helotiaceae. The transcript has a single exon. Gene Ontology annotation, molecular function: cysteine-type deubiquitinase activity; zinc ion binding. The record is from RefSeq and is a predicted model, not a curated record. Bases 1 to 1626 code for a protein of 541 amino acids. Gene Ontology annotation, biological process: protein deubiquitination; mRNA processing; spliceosomal complex assembly.